AAGCAUGCAUUCAACGAUCCCCUCACAUACACUGAAUUAAAGCCUUCUUUUCCAACAUGGAGGGAAAAACCAUGGAGAUCAUGAAUGUGUUAUUAUACUUGAUUAUGAACGUUUCUGAUUCUGCAAUAAACUUCCCAACUUAUGCAAAAACAAGUUCCCCCAGAAAUUACCACACUUGCUUUUGAAAAGUACUAGAUGCUUACAGCUAAAGCUUACUCAAAAUUCACUCCAAAAAUAGCAUUUUUGCUAUAUACACUUAGAAAAGUGUACACACUCUAUACUGGAGUAUAGCCCUUGUUUUCAAUAUUUGGUUCACAGUGCAACCCUGUACCUGUUUAUUUGGACUUAAAUCUCGUUGUUUCCUGGGGUUUACUCCUUAGCAAGUGCGUUUAAGGGCACGAUCAACAUUAGAGUUAAGAUCCUUGAUAGCAAAAAGGCUUUAUGAGUUACAAACCAAUACACUUGUUACAGCAGCCAAUUAACAUACACUUCCGUUGAGAAGACACAGAGACGGUUUAAGUCAGUGUAUUUACCCUUCAGACACACACCCACAUGGUGCCUAAAAUUAACCUGCCCGGGCUCCAAGUAUUAUUACCGAGUAUGUAGGGCAGGCUGCGAAUGCUGGAUGCCGAGUGUCUAUAGCAGGCUUGCAAGUUUGAGGGCCCUCAAUUUGGUGGGUGGGGAUCCCUUUCCACACAAAGGAAGCUGCACGUGCAGGAAGUUUUGGUACAUAACAGUUUUUCCCUCUUUUUCAAUGGCGCCGCAUUUAAAACUGCACCUGCGGCCUGACGCGCGGGUGGCGGGGGCGCUUCCCAGCCGCAGGCUCUGCUGCCUGUCUCUGUCUCUGCUUGUAACCCUCCGCCCUUUUCUCCGCAGCGUGCGCCCCCGCGCCUUGGAAGAGGUGCUCCCGGCCGGCGUGCCCCCGGUGCAGGGCUUGCUGCUGCUGCUGCUCUCGCUGCUGGCCGCCUUCCACGCGGCCAGGCUCCUGCUGCAAGAGCGGCGGCGGCGGCGGCGGCGGAGGCUGGAGCCGCCGGGCCCGUUCCCGUGGCCGCUGCUGGGCAACGCGGCUCAGCUGGGCAGCGCCCCUCACCUGGCCUUCGGGCGCCUGGCGGCCACCUACGGCCACGUCUUCCAGCUGCGCCUGGGCGGCUGGCCCGUGGUGGUGCUGAGCGGCGAGCGCGCCAUCCGCGAGGCGCUCAUCCGCCAGGGGGCCGCCUUCGCGGGCCGCCCGCCUUUCCCCUCCUUCCAGCUGGUGUCGGGCGGGCGCAGCUUGGCCUUCGGCGGCUACUCGGAGCUGUGGAAGCUGCAGCGGCGCCUGGCGCACUCGACGGUCCGCGCUUUCUCGGCGCGCCGCCUGCUGGAGCGGCCCCUAGUGGCCGAGGCGCGCGCCGUGGUGCGGCUGCUGGUGCGUGCCUGCGCCGGCGGCGCCUUCGUCGACCCGUCGAGGAGCCUGGUGGUGGCCGUGGCCAACGUCAUGAGCGCGCUGUGCUUCGGGCGCCGCUACAGCCACGCCGACGCCGAGUUCCGGCGCCUGGUGGGCCGCAACGAGCAGUUCGGGCGCACGGUGGGCGCGGGCAGCUUGGUGGACGUGCUGCCCUGGCUGCAGCGCUUCCCCAACCCGGUGCGCUCCGCCUUCCGCGCCUUCCGCUCCCUCAACCACGAGUUCUACAGCUUCGUGCGCCAAAAGUUCGUGCAGCACCAGAGCAGCCUCCGCCCGGGCGCCGCCCUCCGCGACCUCAUGGACGCCUUCCUCCGCCUCCAGCAGGCGCAGCCCGCGCUGCCCUUGGAGCACGUGCCCGCCACCGUCACCGACAUCUUCGGCGCCAGCCAGGACACGCUCUCUACCGCCCUGCAGUGGCUCUUGAUCUUCCUCAUCAGGUACCCAGAGGUACAGGCUAAGCUGCAAGAAGAGAUUGAUAAAGUUGUCGGCAGGGACCGCUUGCCUUCUGCUGAGGACCAGCCCCACUUGCCUUACGUCAUGGCCUUCCUUUACGAAUCCAUGCGUUUCAGCAGCUUUGUGCCAGUUACCAUUCCCCACUCCACUGUGGCUGACACCACCUUAAUGGGCUACCGCAUCCCCAAAGACACCGUGGUCUUUGUCAACCAGUGGUCAGUAAAUCACGACCCGGUGAAAUGGCCUUCCCCAGAGGAGUUUAACCCAUUGAGAUUCCUGGAUGAGAAUGGAUUCCUUAACAAAGAUCUCACCAGCAGUGUGAUGAUUUUUUCGCUGGGCAAACGUCGGUGCAUUGGGGAAGAGUUAUCUAAAGUGCAGCUCUUCCUCUUUAUUGCCAUAUUCGUACACCAGUGCAAUUUCAGUGCUAAUCCAAAGGAAGACACGAAAAUGGAUUUCACCUAUGGCUUGACUAUUAAACCCAAGCCGUUUGAACUCAACGUCACACUUCGAGAUAACAUGGAUUUGCUGGAUAGCACCGUACAGAGACUUCAGGCAGAAAAGGAUUCUGAAAAUUGCCUCCCAGAUAUGUAAACAUUGAAGUCUGAACACUGUCUGUAGUCCUCUUCUAAGGAUCAUUUGCCUUUGCCUCUUUAUAUUUAAAUGAAACACAUUGAAAUAUAAUGUAUUCUGGAGAGGUAGUAGCAUGAAAAUGAAGUAAAACAAUGCAUUAUUUUUCAAAUAUGGAUUUGGUUUUAACCAUUGGUAUUUCAUUACCUCUGCAUUUCUUGCCAGGCAGAAGCAAAAAGGGCAUUCUCCAAAGUUGUUUUAAAAAAUCUGAAGUUCUUUUCACAGUAGUGUUUAGUUUGGGAUUGCCUUGCUACGUUUACUCAUCGAGCAUCCACAUGAUGGUGCCAUCCAAUCAUUGUCAUCCUAUCCUAUAUUUUCCUGCAGUUCUUCAGUCUUUUCUCAGACUGCAGGAAGUCUGACUUUGCAGAAGACGACCUCUGUACCAGUGGAGAUUGUGCUGCUCUUCCGUCACUUUAGAAAGGGCAGAAUUUUGACACGACCAGUUUGAUGUAUGAUGCAGUUGAAUCAACACAGCACAAUUCACUACUGUUGCAGGCACCAUUUUAUCAUCCCAGUUACACAGUCUUUUUAAUUAGCACAUUUUAAAUGCUUUACAAGGGUUUAUGUCUAUUAUUGUUAUUGUUUUUAUUACAUUGGUGAAAUACCACUUAAGUGAAAGUGUGCAAGCACUAUAAUGCUAAAAUUUAAAAUAUGAUGGGGUGAAGUCCCUUUCUAUCCCCAGCUAUCUGGGCAACAAUUUUUUUAUCCUUUUUAAAUAAAAAAUGGUGCUUUACCAUCUGAUACAGCUACUCCCUAUACUGCCCAAGGUACAAGUUGGAAUUGUAGCUGUGAAUGACAAUUGUAUUUCAGUGCCUUGGUUAUAAAAUAUUUCUCCAUUGACAUUCCAGAUGUUUUUGUCUGAAGAGAUUUUAAAUAUAAGCACAAUUUCAUUCUCAAAUAUUAUUGACAUUUUCUAAAGUAAGCAGGCACUCAUUGUGCAUUGCGUCUGUUAUAACAAAUCUUGAUUGAGGCAGUGAUGUUAAAAGAUGUUGAAUAAAUCGUCUGCUUACCUCAGACUAUCACACAUAGGGAUGUAAGGCAAUGUUUUAAAGUAAUAUUUGGGAAAUAAUUGCAUUUGACAACCUAGGUUUUAUUGGUUGAGUGCUCUGUUAGUGCACUCAUUGAUAUACAUUCAUAAAUAGGGAUGUUAUUAAUUUGGAUAAAUGCAUAUAUAUAAAUAAUAUGGGAAGUGCUAAUUAAGGUUGGUUCUGCAUUUUAAAACAAUUUGAAUAAAAAACUGGAAGCACUCAUGCGUGCUGUUGAAGCCAAAAGGCUUCUUAAUUAGUGUGUUUCCUUCCAGGAUUAGACUCUGUUAAAUGAGUUCUGGGCCUUUCACUCUAAUUGAAUCAAGCUCUGCUACGAGGGGUGGGGAACAUGAGGUCCCUCAGCUGCUGUUGGGUUCCCAGCUUCCACCAUCCAUGAUGGGCUGGGUCUGAUGGGGAGUUCCAAACAUCUGGGAGAGCACAGGUUCCCCACCCAAGCUCUGCACCGAUGAGUGACAAAAGGACUGAGGACCUCAUCCAUCUUCCAUUUAAAAUAAAUAGAAUUGCAGUUGCCUUCAAUAUAAAUAGAGUUAAUUCCUAAUCUAGGGUUGUGGCAAUUUGCCCCCCAUCCCCACCUCUUUUAUCCCCACUUAGGCUUUGAACUUGAAUUGCUUUGAAUAGGAAAACUUGUUUGGUCAUUACCCUUCAAAAUUGGGAGUUAAAGGUGUUGCAAACCAGACCCGAGUGCACUGGUCUCAAUUUGUGUAGGCUCCUUUUUGAAAUGUGAUGCUCAGCGUACCGAUGACAUUCAAAUGAGGGCGUGGGUCAUCAUGAUCCCAAUCCCCCACUAUUAAAACCAUAUCUGCAUAGGGAUGUGAUGGCUCAUGAAAUAAUAUUAUGUUUUCCCCUCCAUAGCUAAGGUCCUGUAAGCAUAUGUCAAUCAUGUUAAUUACUUGUGCGUCUCACCAUCCAGCUGUCAGGAGCUAGACCAGGGACUAAAUGGGUGGCUUUAAUCUGAAAACAGAAGGAAAAUCUGUAGUUGUGCUGCUUUUCUGGCAGUGCUUCCGAAACUUCUGAUCCAAGCCCUGCUGAAACAUUCACCUUUACCUCUGAAGCAAUAGAUUUGCAAGUGAAAAUGUGUUUUACUUGAUUCGCAAUGCGUUACUGAACUCUGUAGCCGAAUGAUAACAAUAGUGCUUACCAAUAUUUUGUCAUUAAACUCAACAAGAUCUGUCUACAAGAUCUUGUACAUUAUCUAGUGGUCUUCCAUCUCGUCACUGUUUUAGAGAACAUAAAGCAGAAAUUUAAAAACAGAGUUAAGAUCGAUAGAAGGGUAGUAUGCUUAGAUACUUUGUAGAUUAUAAAAAUAAAAUUUGGUAUUGCAGAACUUAGCCUGCAUCUGUGAAAAGCUCUGUACUACAUGAAACAUUUUCGUGCUCAGGUCUACAUUAGAUCUGUCAUUUAGGAUAGUACUAUUUCCCUCCAAUGCUAUGUCUGUAAAUAUGAUUCAUCUGUAUAUUAUAGGCAGUGUAAAUGCUCCUAACAUAAUAGUUCCCAAUAACUCAAGAAUCAUUUGAGUUUAUUUUAAUACAUGCUGAUUGUAAUUUUGUAUUUUAUUUUAUUUUUCAUAAAAGCUUUAAAAUAUAUCAGGCUGGUAGUAAUUACAUUUUGAUUACGUAAUGAUUUUAAAAUCCCGGUUUACCAGAUUGACUGUAUUUUUACAUUCAGUUUGUUUGACAGCAAGUAUUAGACCUGGGUUGUUCUUGUUGUUUUAGGAUAGAUUAUUAUUUUAAUGAAAGAGUAAAGAAAACUUUCUUUUCACACAACCACACACAACCAAUCAAAUAAAUUAAAAUAAAACAA
Molecule: messenger RNA, 5367 nt
Organism: Podarcis raffonei (Aeolian wall lizard)
Lineage: Eukaryota; Metazoa; Chordata; Lepidosauria; Squamata; Lacertidae
Product: cytochrome P450 1B1
Exons: 2
Coding region: 626-2485 (619 amino acids)
Biological process (GO): progesterone metabolic process; hormone biosynthetic process
Molecular function (GO): iron ion binding; steroid 17-alpha-monooxygenase activity; heme binding
Source: RefSeq, a predicted model, not a curated record